Molecule: messenger RNA, 2283 nt
Organism: Nannospalax galili (Upper Galilee mountains blind mole rat)
Lineage: Eukaryota; Metazoa; Chordata; Mammalia; Rodentia; Spalacidae
Gene: Krr1
Product: KRR1 small subunit processome component homolog
Exons: 10
Coding region: 155-1300 (381 amino acids)
Cellular component (GO): small-subunit processome; nucleolus
Molecular function (GO): RNA binding
Source: RefSeq, a predicted model, not a curated record
UUGGCCACGCAGGUGAAGCAGGGCAGAUAGCUGGAUUUUAGCGUUGGGUACCUGGGAGCCAGAUUUUCGGGCGGAACUGUUUUGCGCUUUGGGCGUUGUAGCCGGUGCGAUUAAAGAACGGCUUUAUUUCCGGUCUACCGGAAGCAAUUUGAAAAUGGCGUCUUCCUCUUCGUACGCGUCUGCUACAGCAGCUGGGAAAAGUGAAUUUCGCAGGCAGAAGCGGAAGCCGGAGAACCAAGAUGAGUCAGAACUCCUCACUGUUCCUGAUGGAUGGAAGGAACCAACUUUCUCUAAAGAGGACAAUCCCAGAGGACUCUUGGAGGAAAGCAGCUUUGCCACCUUGUUCCCAAAAUACAGAGAGGCUUACUUAAAAGAGUGUUGGCCUUUGGUGCAGAAAGCCUUGAAUGAACAUCAUAUUAAUGCAACUCUGGACUUGAUUGAAGGCAGCAUGACUGUUUGUACUACAAAGAAGACUUUUGAUCCAUAUAUCAUCGUUAGGGCCAGAGACCUAAUAAAGCUGUUAGCAAGGAGUGUUUCAUUUGAACAGGCAGUACGGAUACUUCAGGAUGAUGCUGCAUGUGACAUUAUUAAAAUUGGUUCUUUAGUAAGAAAUAAAGAGAGAUUUGUAAAAAGAAGACAGCGGCUUAUUGGUCCCAAAGGAUCUACAUUGAAGGCAUUGGAACUCUUAACAAACUGUUACAUUAUGGUUCAGGGAAAUACUGUUUCAGCCAUUGGACCUUUCAGUGGCCUAAAAGAGGUUCGAAAAGUAGUCCUUGAUACAAUGAAGAAUAUUCAUCCAAUUUAUAACAUUAAAACAUUAAUGAUUAAACGAGAAUUGGCAAAAGAUUCUGAAUUACGUUCACAAAGUUGGGAAAGGUUUUUGCCACAGUUCAAGCACAAAAAUGUGAACAAACGCAAGGAACCAAAGAAGAAAACUGUGAAGAAAGAGUACACACCAUUCCCACCACCACAGCCGGAAAGCCAGAUUGAUAAAGAAUUGGCUAGUGGUGAAUACUUCUUGAAGGCAAAUCAGAAGAAGCGACAGAAAAUGGAAGCAAUAAAGGUGAAACAGGCAGAAGCUCUCAGUAAGAGACAAGAAGAAAGAAACAAAGCAUUUGUUCCACCUAAAGAAAAACCAGUUGUGAAACCUAAAGAAGCUUCUACCGAAACUAAAAUUGAUGUGGCGUCUAUCAAGGAAAAGGUUAAGAAAGCAAAGGUCAAGAAACUGGGAGCUCUUACAGCUGAUGAACUUAAGCUUAAGAUGGAAGCAGAUGAAAAGAAAAAGAAGAGGAAAAAGUGACAUUAGAAAGAUAUCCUGAACUAGAGCUUCGGAGCCAUCUCCUUUUGUAAAGGAUUUUGAGAUAUGAAGGCAUUUGUUGCUUUACCUGUGAGCGAUAACAUUCAGGAAAAAAUGACCAGAGUUUCUGUUCACAGACAGUAUUCCUUCUAAGUAUGUUCUCCAUGUUGUUUGGAAGAAGGGAGUGCUGGAAAGUGGAGCUGCCUUUGUGUGUUUUGUGCCUCAUCAGUUCCCUGGUGGUUUUUACCCAAAUAUGACUUUACCCAAACAUGACUUUAGGAGUAACUUUUGAAAAUUAUGUAGAUUUUUACAGUGAGACCAUUGAUUGAUUAUCUGUUGAAUCCAACACCGGGUGCCAUUGUUUAGUCUUGGUGCCAUUGGUUAGUUUUUAUAAUAUUCAAAAGCUUUUGGUUUUGAGGAAAAUAAAUGCAAAAAUUUCACUGCUUUCUCCCAUGCUAAUGAUUAGUAUUUUUGGCUUAUUCCUUUCUGCAGUUUCCUUCCAAGAUUAAGCAGCACACAAGCAGAAAUCAAAUCCCUGUUACUAUUCUACUCUGAGUCUCUGGAAAUGGUACCAGAAAGACAUCUAGUUGCAUAGGAGCAGGGAAAUCCGGGUGUUGAGUGGAGGCAGCAUGUGAGGAGUAAUGAUUUCUUUUUCUUUUUGAGAGGCUCUUGCUUUGUGGCUUGGCCUAGCCUGUCUUCUUGCUUCUACCUUCCGGUGCUGAUGUUAUAGGUGUGGGCUACCUUGCCUGGCCAGAAUAAUGUUUUUAAACUAGCAAGAGCUACUGUAAUUACUUAGAAUUAUCUAAAUGUAGCUCACUCAUUUAUGGCUUUGGAAACUGAAACAUAGUGAGUAGGUUACAGCUGUGGCAACCUGAAACUAUUUAUUCAUAGAAAAGGAGAAAAAAGAGUUAGAAAGGUGAGCUAGUUCUUUUGACUAAGGCUUUAUUGAAACAUUUUUCUGAAACAUUUGAAAAACAGAAAUUGCC